This is a messenger RNA of Hibiscus syriacus, 1116 nucleotides long. RefSeq names its product ankyrin repeat and SAM domain-containing protein 3-like. NCBI's taxonomy places the organism in Eukaryota, Viridiplantae, Streptophyta, Magnoliopsida, Malvales, Malvaceae. The transcript has 2 exons. Gene Ontology annotation, molecular function: protein binding. Bases 76 to 885 code for a protein of 269 amino acids. The record is from RefSeq and is a predicted model, not a curated record.
UUCCAACCCUGUUCUUUCAUCGCCGUUUUCAAAUAAAAACAAACCCAGAAAAAAAAAAAAAACAAUCCAUUCAACAUGGCGGAUACACAACCAUCGGACUGCCAGGAAAACGCCGGCGAGGUGUCCAUACCGGUGGCUCCAGUCGAUGCCGUCGGACCGAAACGCCAGAGACGACCCAGCGUUCGAUUGGGCGACAUCGGUGGCGACUUACCGCAUGAUACUCAUACUCGGAGACAGUCCUCUUCUGCCUCCGCUUCCAUCCCCAAGCAAUGGAAACACCAUUCUUUAAACCCCUCAGCCGCCGCCGCGAGUGGUAAAUCCUCCAAGAAUCGGGCCGUAACCAAUCUCAGCACCGAGUUCAACACCAAGAACCAAACCCUAGAUGACGCAAGAGAACCUAACAACAACAACGACGACGACACAAACAAUUCGGAUGGCGUGGCAAUCGGUGGCUGGAGAGUCAAAGAUUCCAUGAAACGGUGCUCCGCCGCUGCCAAACGGGUCCGCUCCAAUUGGGUUUCGAACAGCAAUGUAGAAUGCGAGGACAAACGCAGUGGCAGUGAAGAUACCGCCGAUUUCGACAGGGAGAACAGCGAAAGCCCCUUGAGAGAGCAGAGUCAUCAUGGGAAUAAUCAAAGAAGGCCGAUUGGAACUAGGGUUUCGGAUGCAAGCAUCAGACGGCACGAGGAAGAUGAUGGGAUUAGAAUAUGGUUAGAAAGUUUGGGUCUUGGCCGAUACGCCCCUGUUUUCGAGAUCAAUGAAGUAGAUGAGGAGAUUCUGCCAUCGUUGACACUGGAAGAUUUGAAGGACAUGGGAAUCAAUGCAGUUGGUUCAAGAAGGAAACUCUUUAGCGCAAUCCAGAGGCUCGGUAAAGGCUUCUCAUAAUCUUUUUCUUCAUUGUUACAGCCUCAUAGGACUUCUUGAAACCAGAAUUUUAAUUUUGUCAGCCAUGGCAAUGGCUAUGUAAGAAUUUGAACCCUUAUUAGCUGUUUAUCCUCUUCUUGAUGUAGUUAAAGUAGGGGAAUUUGUAGAAUCUUGUUGUGCAAUUUUUUGUGUGCAAUAUGCUUCUGGUAAGCUAACAAUUGUUGCAAACUGUAAUGGAAAACAUGGAGAUAU